AUGAUAUUGUUUGGUUUUCGCAAUAUUUGGUUGUUUCUACUGAUUUUUGGGCAAACAUCAGUUCCAUGCUUUUUCAUAGGCAUUUCAUACAAUCAACCAAAACUUUGUGCAAAUGCAACGUGGAAUCAGACGGCUAUAACUUUUGUCCCAAGUCCUACGGUUGGUACAUAUCCUUUAGGCAUGUUUGUCGAUAGAAAUAACAGUGUCUAUGUCGCUGAUCAAACGAAUGGGAGAAUUCAAGUGUGGCGUAACGGAAGUACCAUACUUACAGGCAAUUACUCUGGUGGCUUAUCCUGGCCUUAUAGCGUUUUCGUUACGGACAAUGGUGAUGUUUAUGUUGACAAUGGCUACACAUAUUAUCGGGUUGAUAAAUGGGGAUGGAAUUCAACAAGCAGUGUUCCAGCAAUGUAUGUGUGUGGACAAUGCUACGGUCUUUUUGUCGAUAUCAAUAAUAUGCUUUACUGCGUAAUGGGUCCGUAUCAUCAAGUUGUCUCAAAGUCAUUGGACUCACGUUUAAAUGUAUGGAAUAUUGUUGCUGGUACAGGCACAGCUGGAUCAACAUCGGUUACACUUAAUACUCCUUGGGGAAUGUUUGUUGAUAUUAACUUGAAUUUGUAUGUAGCUGAUACUUUAAACAAUAGAAUUCAAAAAUUUGCAUCAGGACAAUCGAAUGGAACAACAAUAGCAACAGGAACCAUUGUAUUAUCUGCUCCAACUUCAGUUAUAUUUGAUGCUGAUGGAUAUAUGUUUAUUAGUGAUUGUUGGAAUCAUCGUCUUGUUGGCUCAGGACCUAAUGGAUUUCGAUGUAUAGCGGCAUGUUCUGGAUAUGGUUCGUCAUCCAGUCAAUUAUAUUAUCCACAUACCAUGUAUUUUGACAGUUAUGGAAAUAUAUUUGUCACCGAUGAAUACAAUAACAGAAUACAAAAAUUUCUUUUGUUACCAAAUUCAUGUAAUGGAACGACAACAGUAACAACUGUGGCCACGGUUACUUCAAUGAAUAAUACUCAAUCAGUUUCUUUAACAACAACUGUUUCUGGAAUAAGUUCUGCAACUGCACCAUAUUUAAACCGUAUGUAA
Molecule: messenger RNA, 1077 nt
Organism: Adineta steineri
Lineage: Eukaryota; Metazoa; Rotifera; Eurotatoria; Adinetida; Adinetidae
Source: the annotation of a GenBank genome assembly